AUGAGCGAUUCGUACGAAGUUGAAAGCAUAAUCGGCCACCGAGUCGUAAAAGGAAAAGAAAAAUUUCUAAUUAAAUGGAAGGGAGAAGAAGAAUCAACUUGGGAGCCGAUAGAAAAUUUAUUCGGCUGUAUUGAAAUGGUGCGCGAAUAUAUGCUCAAAAAGGAAAACGAAAAAAAAGUACUCGAUCAUAUACUUGGUUGUGGCCAGCGCAAUGGCAAAAAAUACUUUUUGGUGCGUUUCAAAAACGAAAAUGAAAACAGAUUAAUUGAUUGGGAAACGGCCAAAAAGUACUCAACAAACGUGAUGGAAUAUUUUGGCUCACGACUAGCUUGGACUUCAGUGGAAAAUAUUAUAGAUCCACACGUUGAUGAUGAAGUAGAUCACGAUGACGAAUCAUUUCAAUUGCCUUCAAAAAGCAAGACGAUGCCAUCAACAAGCAAUGCACCCAACGAUAUCGAAUACGAACACUGA
Messenger RNA from Contarinia nasturtii (swede midge), 471 nucleotides. Its product is annotated as chromobox protein homolog 1-like. Gene Ontology annotation, biological process: negative regulation of transcription by RNA polymerase II; chromatin organization. Gene Ontology annotation, molecular function: chromatin binding. Gene Ontology annotation, cellular component: pericentric heterochromatin. The coding region runs from base 1 to 471 and encodes 156 amino acids. The record is from RefSeq and is a predicted model, not a curated record. NCBI's taxonomy places the organism in Eukaryota, Metazoa, Arthropoda, Insecta, Diptera, Cecidomyiidae. The transcript is spliced from 3 exons.